AGUCGUAUGAAGCUGACCACAAGCGAGUACAUGUCAGGGGGACAGAAAACUAAAAUGGAUAAUAAUCUUGUAAAACUGGAAAUCUUUUUUGCUGAGAUGACAUAUGAAAGCAUCGAAUCCCAAAAGGCGUAUGAGUCCCAGAACCUGAUCUCUGAUGUUGGAGGACAGCUAGGUCUUUGGUUGGGACUGUCCGCCAUUACUGUGGGGGAGAUAUUUGAGUUCGCUAUGUCUGUGUUCCGCUUGUGUACAGCGAAAUUCUUCUCCAAGAGACACCGAACAACAGAUUCGACACCCAUUACGACGUUCAAGAGUGACGCAUCAUAGACUGGGCAAUUUUUGCCAAAGAUUGCUAGCAAAUUUGACAGCUAUUGUUUUGCAUUUAUACCUUGUUAUGGGAUUUGAAAAAACAAAAAUCUGCCUAAUCUGCUUGAAAAAUCAGAUGUUGGAUUGGUUAUAUUAUAUAAUGUAGAGGCGGAGAUAAACAACCAUUUAAAACAUCAUAUAAACUUUCAUAAAAGCAUUACAUACUUAUCAUAAAUAAUUGUAUUGUUUAUAGCUUUUUUCUAGAUCGAUCAUAAUUUUUGUUCGUUUUCUUUACAUUUUACAUUUAUAUACAGUCUAACAGGUGUGAUGCCGUAUAUAAAAUGCUAAGGAUUGUUUCCUUAGUAAGAAUUCUUAUUUUUGGGUCUUUAUUCUUUGACCAUUCAAAAGUUGCAUGAAAAAAAAUCUUUAAUCUAUCUGUCUUAUAUUUCAAAAUUAGGCGUCGAUGAUUUCAAAUUUUCCUACUUUUAAUCUUUAUCUAUAUCUGUAUAUUAACCAACAGAAUAAGUUUCAUCAAACUAGCAAAUGUAUCCUUGAUUCAGAAAAACUGUAAAUCAGAAUGGCGGAAUUUUUAGGAGUAUAUCAUAUUUUGUUAAAAACAGAAAGAAAAUGAAAAAAAAAAUUAAAAUGUGACAUAAUUUUUUUUGCUUCAUCUAUAUAACUAUCUGAGAUGGUGAAUAAUCGCAAUAAGUACUAUUUAAUUUGUUGGAUAAGGCAAAUGUAAAAUCAUAUAAUACAAGUUUCCUCAUAUUCAUAUAACAAACGUUUAUAAUACAAUUUUUACCAUACAUUGAAGCAGGAUUCAUUUCAACAGGUUGGGUAUUUCUUCCGCAUAGAUUUUAAUGGUAAAACCUCUCAUUUCCAUUAGACAUUCAUGCCUUCGACUUUAAUGCAAAUAUUUGAUAAGGAGUCUUUGAUGCAACAAAACAUUUUUUCCGUUUUUGUUUGUAUGUUUGUAUGAGACUUUUUUUCCGAUCCCGUGUAAAUUUAAAUGCACAUCUUAAAUUUAUGACAGCAAUGUUUUUUUUUAAAUCCUCCAGUUCAUUUUUU
Messenger RNA from Saccostrea cuccullata (small rock oyster), 1371 nucleotides. RefSeq names its product acid-sensing ion channel 1-like. The record is from RefSeq and is a predicted model, not a curated record. Gene Ontology annotation, molecular function: ligand-gated sodium channel activity. Gene Ontology annotation, biological process: sodium ion transmembrane transport. The transcript is spliced from 3 exons. Gene Ontology annotation, cellular component: plasma membrane. NCBI's taxonomy places the organism in Eukaryota, Metazoa, Mollusca, Bivalvia, Ostreida, Ostreidae. Bases 7 to 324 code for a protein of 105 amino acids.